AUGGCAGGCAACAAGGUGAUGGCGGGUUUGUGGGCAUUUGGAUCAGUGCUUUUGUUUGUGAUCAGCAGUGGAAACACUGUGCAAGGACAAGGAAUCACAUGCACUCAAGCCAUAACUACACUGCAGCCAUGCCUUCCCUUCUUGCUAGGCACUGCUCCAUCGCCCGUUCCCUUUUGCUGUUCGGGCAUACAGACGUUGGUUAGGGAGGCUACCACCACGGCAAUACGCAGACAGCUUUGUCAAUGUAUCAAGACAGCUGCUGAAUCUGCUGGUGUUAUUCCUGGGAAUGCUCAGAAACUUCCUGGCUUGUGCAAAGUCAAUUUUCCAGUGCCUACCGACCCCAAUGUGGACUGUAGCACGAUUCCAGCCAUAUUGGGAACUGCCUAG
Messenger RNA from Hevea brasiliensis (rubber tree), 387 nucleotides. RefSeq names its product non-specific lipid-transfer protein-like. Gene Ontology annotation, biological process: lipid transport. The transcript has 2 exons. Lineage: Eukaryota; Viridiplantae; Streptophyta; Magnoliopsida; Malpighiales; Euphorbiaceae. Bases 1 to 387 code for a protein of 128 amino acids. Gene Ontology annotation, molecular function: lipid binding. Gene Ontology annotation, cellular component: membrane. The record is from RefSeq and is a predicted model, not a curated record.